CGAUCGAAAGUUCGUGAUAUAAAUACUGCGAUCUUCGGUACAAAAAUAUCAUUUGACGGGUUUGUAUUGAACUGUUGUAACUCUCCCUCGAGCAGCCAUGUCGUCCGACUUCGGAAAUCCUCUGAGAAAAUUCAAAUUGGUCUUCUUAGGUGAACAGAGCGUGGGGAAGACUUCUUUAAUAACAAGGUUUAUGUACGACAGCUUUGACAACACAUACCAAGCAACUAUUGGAAUAGACUUCUUGUCAAAAACAAUGUAUCUUGAAGACAGAACGGUUAGACUGCAAUUGUGGGACACAGCAGGCCAAGAGAGAUUUAGAAGUUUAAUACCUAGCUACAUAAGAGAUUCAAGUGUCGCAGUUGUAGUUUAUGACAUAACAAAUUAUAAUUCUUUCCAACAAACAGCAAAAUGGAUUGAUGAUGUAAGAACAGAGAGAGGAAGUGAUGUGAUUAUUAUGUUAGUUGGAAACAAGACAGAUCUCUCAGACAAAAGACAAGUGACAACAGAAGACGGAGAGAGAAAAGCGAAGGAAUUAAAUGUGAUGUUUAUAGAAACAAGUGCAAAGGCAGGAUAUAAUGUUAAACAGCUCUUCAGGAGAGUCGCUGCAGCAUUACCAGGCAUGGAAAGUACAACAGAUAAAGCAAACAAAGACGACCUUAUAGAAGUUAAACUAAAGGACACACCACAGGAACCCCAACCACAGGCUGGAGGUUGUGCUUGUUGAAUCAAUAUGCACAGUUAUUCCCUGAUGGUGGAGAUUCCAAUGUGGUCAUUUUUAUUCUUCUUUUUUGCUGAAAAUGAACUUAUCAAUCUUGAUCCUGGAAUCAUUUUGUCAAGGUUGAUUGUGCAUGUUAGUGAUAUACCAAAACUGCCAAAUUUGGUAUCUAAUUUAUUAUCUCAUAGGCCACACUUGCUUGGAACCUGCAAGACUUUGUUUUGCCUAAGUUUUAACUAUCAAAAAAAAAAGUUUUGUUGAUAAGUUCUGCUUAGUUAAUUCUAACAUACACAUCUGGGAAAGGUGGCGUGUAAGAAUACAAUAGCUGUGGUUUGUUUAUUUUUCAACCAUAAAAAGUUGAAA
Messenger RNA from Orbicella faveolata, 1078 nucleotides. RefSeq names its product ras-related protein Rab6. Gene Ontology annotation, molecular function: GTP binding; GTPase activity. The record is from RefSeq and is a predicted model, not a curated record. NCBI's taxonomy places the organism in Eukaryota, Metazoa, Cnidaria, Anthozoa, Scleractinia, Merulinidae.